AGGACUCGAGAUCCCCACGCAGCCCAGUCUGCCGGUUACCCCUCUGUCGUAAGGAGAUGGUGACCAUGAGGGCCGUCCUGCUAGCGGUGCUGCUUGGGGUCAUCGCUGGGCCGGAAGGUGUACGCUCGGUCGCCCUCGGAGUGCCUACCCUGCAUCCCUCCGUCAGUGAUGAGGGCGGUGUGGAUCCGCGCGGCUUUCUGCUGCCGUGGCGAGUUUACAUCACCCACCACACCUUGACGUCACUGGUCACCGUCACCAAGCCCUUCUUGUGCGACGAUACGAACAACCGUUGCCGAACUACUCAAAUGCCGACUGUUCCUUCCACAGAUGACGGCUGCGGCGCGAGACGGCGGACGUCAUCUCCCGUGAGGACGGCCUCUCAGAAGCCGGCCCCCGUCGCAUCAGCUCCGGCGAAAAGCCGUCCGAAUCGCCGACGUCCGGUCACAAACACAAACACAAACACAAACACAAACACGAACACAAACAGAGUGUCUGGGCCGAGGCCGACCGUUAUCGAGACAGAUCGAGUGACCAUCGAGACCAUCCCUCCCGGCAGCAGUUCGGUGGACGCUGGGGAUGUCCAUAAGGUUAUUUUGAAGAGUGGGGACGUGGAAGAUCAGGGUGUCGACGGUGAUGUGAAACCGGCGCCUCAGACAGAGCCUGUAGCGGAGACGCAGAAAAUAGAUACUAACACAGAAGCACAGGAGCAUACAAGGGUUAAAGUGGCGGUUGCUGGGGACAUCGACUCAGGAGCAGACACAGAGGAAGAUAUUGAAGAUAUUGACUCAGAAAUAGACACAAAGGAGCAGUCAGAGGUCAACAUUGCGCCAGAAGAAGAGAAAAAUGCGCUCACACUGGCUGAGACGGAGCAGCCAGAGCCUGAUACGUCUGGAGAGAUUACACACGAAGAACAUGCAGAGUCUGAUAUAAGUGUGAGCACGGAUUUGCCCGCAGACAUCACCACUCUGGCAGCAAAGGACUCUGAGAUCUAUAAUAAAUCGCAGACAGGUACAGACUCAGAAUCAGACACUAACGUGGAGCUGGAGGCGGAGCAUGACUCGGAAAUUGCAACAGCAUCACUGGAGGAAAUAAACUCGCAAACAGACAGUGAACCAGACGCACACAUUGACUCAGAAAUAACACAUCCUGAUUCAGUUAGCGGUACUGAAAUCUCAGACAUGCAAAUUGAUCCAGUGGUUGCUGAUAUGGUGCGGCUUGGUACUCCCUCACCAGCCAAAGACAUCAUUGUUGAGAGUGGUUUAAAAACAGAAGACGAAGAAGGCAGUGGUGAGCAUGACAUAAACAAUGAGGGACAUGAAGCUGGCCAUGUAGAUGACAUUGGGAGUGGGGAACAGGACAAAGAUGAUGACGAAAAGGAGUUGGGCAGCGGGGAGCAAGACAUGGUUAACGAAGAACACGAUACAGCCAAAGAAGAAAACCAUUUUGCUCACGAAGAAGAUGAUAUGGCCAGUGGAGAUAAGGACAUGAGCACUGCAGAAAAGGAUAUCGUCAGUGGAGAAGCAGGCUCCGGUAGCGGAGAACACGACAUGCUUCAUGGAGAGCCGGACGCAGUCGACACACCCAUCUUCUUCGUCCCUCUGGAAUCAUCUGGCGACACCAGUCACGAGGCAACUGCCGAACAGUCCGAGAGCUCAGGAUCUGGCGCUUCGGAAGACGAGGAUAGUGCCGUAAUGUGGUCUAGCGAUUUACUGCCGGAUCGGUGGCCUUCUCCGGAGCAUGUUGGCAAACAAGAAUCAGCGCAAGUUGAAGGUUCAGGCAGUGAGGAAUACGAUUUAACGGAUAUUGUAGAUAUUCAUGGCGGCAUUAGCGUAGAGAAAACGGAUAAUCAAGAUGCUUCCGGGGAAAAUAACACCGAUAUGUUUGAAACAGCCGAAAAAGAUGCUGCUGAAGUUCAGGAGGAUAUUCAGAUCGGUGUUGAUGUCAACAAAAACUUUAUGGAGGAUAUACCUGCAAAGCAAAAUGAAAACGAUGAGCUCGGUGGUGAAGAUCAGCAAAAGAUAGCUGAAAAGGAGAAUGCAAACAACCACGGAAACAACGAGAGCCACAUCAGCAUCAACAACAACAGCAAGCACGAGUCCUUCGAUCGAGAAGAGCCGGAUACUGCAGCGGACCAAGAAGAGACUUCUCAGCCGCCUUCAUCUAAGAGUCCUGAGGCCGAGGAUGCCCCUGAUUCUGACGAACUGGAGGAGAGUCUUCGUUCCGCCAUCCAGCUCCAGAGCUCCCAGCAGGAGCUGGAGGAGUCUGACCCCGCUACUGCCUCUGAUCAGAUGAAUGGUUUGGAGCGAGCGCGCCUCCUGCUGCUGGGCCACCGCCGGCGGAACCGUCACCGGUACGAGAUCACCGUGACCUCCACGGUGACCUACACUGACCUGAGCUUCACGGUGGCGCGGUACCGGCUCGACUGCCGCGCCGACCUGUCCACCCUGCCUCCCUGCCCGGCCCAGCAGGUGGAGAUGAUGGGCCCAUGUAUGUAUUGACAUGUAUUGUGGUGAAUAGGUGGUUAAACUGAGACUUAUCGGUGUUCUCGGGGCUACUGACACUGUUGGCGGUUUGUGUUUGUUAGGCCUUUCGACAGGUGACUGUUAUAUGAGUUGCCCAGUCAACAUACUACACAAUACAAUGACUGCGAGCACAUGAGAAGGGCAAGAAUGCCUUUCGAACGCUUAGAAAUACCGAGCGAAUAGGACUAUUCAUCCACAAUACGAAUUCACGUGCACACGUAUUUCCGAUAAAUGACAGAAGACUUGGCGGCAAAUUGGCUCGCUAUGGCCUGUGCCAAGUAAAAAACUGCUUCAUUAUUUGUGUCUCGACAUGGUACUGACCGGAUCUCAGUAUACAGUUGGAAGUGACUUUUAUCUAAUGGUUCGCAAUUAUUUUGCCUGUUGUUACGCUAAACAAGCUAUGAAUAGCUGUCUUACAAUAUGUUGCGCGUGUAGAUUCACAGAUAUGCAAAUAUAAUAUUUCGUGUGGUGUAAUGGCUUUGUGGGUAAGGUUGACAUGAAUUUGCGUUGCCAAUGCAUGGAAUUGUGUUGUCAAUAUCACCUAUUCAAUUACGACGGAAACAGUAGGUGACAUGGAUUGCACGCUCAAAUCCAAUGUCAAAUCGAUCCCAAAUCCAAUGAGCAGAAUGAUUGCAUUAAAUUCAGGUGCAGAAGUGUUUAGAGUUAUCCAUUUAAAGUUGGCUUAUAUUUGAUUCAUAUAGCAAAUUCAUUAUUCAACAUACGAAAUACCAUGCGUGGAUAUA
Amphibalanus amphitrite is the source of this 3265-nucleotide messenger RNA. Its product is annotated as clumping factor A-like. The transcript has 5 exons. The coding region runs from base 57 to 2498 and encodes 813 amino acids. NCBI's taxonomy places the organism in Eukaryota, Metazoa, Arthropoda, Thecostraca, Balanomorpha, Balanidae. The record is from RefSeq and is a predicted model, not a curated record.